This is a messenger RNA of Fundulus heteroclitus (mummichog), 1432 nucleotides long. Its product is annotated as E3 ubiquitin-protein ligase RING2-A. Gene Ontology annotation, biological process: negative regulation of DNA-templated transcription. Gene Ontology annotation, molecular function: ubiquitin protein ligase activity; chromatin binding. NCBI's taxonomy places the organism in Eukaryota, Metazoa, Chordata, Actinopteri, Cyprinodontiformes, Fundulidae. Gene Ontology annotation, cellular component: PcG protein complex; ubiquitin ligase complex. The record is from RefSeq and is a predicted model, not a curated record. The transcript has 6 exons. The coding region runs from base 53 to 1228 and encodes 391 amino acids.
UCUGUUUUUUCUUUCGUCUAUUUCAGCUCAGUGAUUGUGGGAAGCAGCAGGCAUGGCAGCUCCUGUAAACGUCCAGACUCCAAGUAAGACCUGGGAGUUGAGUCUUUACGAGCUGCACAGGAGCCCUCAGGAGGCCAUCGUCGAUGGGACCGAAGUGGCGGUGUCUCCGCGCUCGCUGCACAGUGAGCUGAUGUGUCCCAUCUGUCUGGACAUGCUGAAGAACACGAUGACCACCAAAGAGUGCCUGCACCGCUUUUGUUCCGACUGUAUUGUGACGGCGCUGCGAUCCGGGAACAAGGAGUGUCCAACCUGCAGGAAGAAACUGGUCUCCAGACGUUCACUGCGCAGAGACUCCAACUUUGACGCGCUCAUCUCAAAGAUCUACCCGAGCCGCGACGAGUACGAGGCCCAUCAGCGGACCGUCCUGGAGAGGCUCAACAGGCUGCACAACAAGGAGGCGCUGAGCUCCAGCAUAGAGGAGGGGCUCCGCCAACAGGCCCGCUACAGGUCCGAGAGGAACCACAGAGUAAAGAAGCCCACUCAAGAGAGCGACAACACCACCUUCAGCGGCGGGGAGGAUAACGGCGACUCCCGCUCACACCUGUCCCACGACUCGGCCCCCUCAAACACUCCUCACCCCAGGGGCCAAACUCCCCCAGAGGCCGGACCGAGCCGCAAGCGGCAGCGAGCCUCCGACGACGGCUCCGGCCCCGAGGCGGACAGCGGGAGCCCGACUCCUCCGCUGAGGCGCCACAAGGAGGGGCCGGCCUCGGAGAUCGAAUUGGUGUUCAGGCCACACCCCCAGCUGGUCCAUGCCAACGACUACAACCAGACCAGAUUUGUAAAGACGACAGCCAACGCCACCGUGGACCACCUGUCAAAGUACCUGGCGCUGCGCAUCGCGCUCGAAGAAAGACGGACCGAGGCACAGACGGAGAACAGAGGAAAAGAGGAGGGAGGAGCAGAAGGAGAAGGUGAAAGUGGAGGAACGUCAAGGAGCGGAGACGGGUCAAGUCUUAAUAACGUCAGUGAGAAACAAUACACCAUCUACAUAACGACGAGGGGAGGACAGUUUUCAACUCUCAACGGUUCUCUGACUCUGGAGUUGGUCAACGAGAAAUACUGGAAGGUCCGAAAGCCACUGGAGCUUUAUUACGCCCCGACCAAGGAGCAGCCGCAGCCUCAAGCGACGCAGCAGCAGAAGUCCCCUCCUCCACAGGACGGAUGAGUUCAGAACCGCUUUAUUGGUCGGCUGCCCAAGAACGUCGUCGGUUUCUGUUUGUAAUCUCAAAUUAAUUUUGGAUUUUUUUUUUUGGUUUAACUUGCAAACUUAUUUUUAUUCUAAGCAUUUGACAGCUGACCUGAGUUGAAGGAAAUGAUUAUAAACAGAAAAUAGAAACUACCGCAGUGUAAAAAAAAAAAAAAAAAAAAA